AUGCAAAUUGGAAGAUUCAGGUUAAUUGUACCUGCAGCUGUGGCAAAGCCUUCGCCAUCUAUAGGUCAAACUUUGGGUCCAUUAGGCAUAAAUAUGGCUGACUUUUGUAAAAAAUUCAAUGAGAGAACCAAGACAAUUAGGCCAAAUGUGCCAGUUCAGGUUCUCAUAACAACACAUCACGACAAUUCGUAUAAAUUUUCACUGAGGACGCCGAGCUCUCAGUGGUUUCUGAGAAGAAUCGCAAGAGUUCCCAUGGGAAGUUCUAAGCCUAAGCAUGAAAUUGUUGGAAAUGUAACCCUUAAAGAGGUUUAUCACAUUGCGAAAUGUAAAUGUAUGGAUCCUCAGCUAAUUGGAACUCCUCUUUAUGUAAUUUGUAAGCGAAUUAUCGGGACUGCAAACGCCAUGGGUAUUAAGGUUACUAGGGAACUUUUACCUGAAUUUAAGAAACGAGAUUAUGUUCCAGUUUCUAAACUAGAUCAAAUGAAAAAGGAUAUUAAAAUGCAACGCCGCUCUGCCAAACGUAUGAAAUCAUAA
Theileria annulata is the source of this 534-nucleotide messenger RNA. Its product is annotated as ribosomal protein L11, putative. Lineage: Eukaryota; Apicomplexa; Aconoidasida; Piroplasmida; Theileriidae. Bases 1 to 534 code for a protein of 177 amino acids. Gene Ontology annotation, cellular component: ribosome; mitochondrial large ribosomal subunit. The record is from RefSeq and is a predicted model, not a curated record. The transcript is spliced from 3 exons. Gene Ontology annotation, biological process: translation. Gene Ontology annotation, molecular function: structural constituent of ribosome; large ribosomal subunit rRNA binding.